GCCAAAUAUACCAAAAGAUAAACCAAGCCAGGAAGUGGUCUGUGCAAACCAGGAACCAUUGCUCUGUUUGGUAACGUGGUCUACAGCGGGUUGCUCAACGAGCACUUCUGGCACUUCGGGGUUCCCCUCGUCACUAGACUGGGUAACCAAGAGGCCCCAGCUCCCCCUGAAGCCAUGGCCCAACCCUUCCCCCCAGGCCAGUACCCCCCCCCACCACAGAACGGGAUCCCCGCUGAAUACGCCACGCCCCACGCCCACGCCCACCCCCACCCCCCGGCAGACUACACAGGACCCAACACGGUGAACGAGCACGCCCUGACACUGUACACGCCGACACACUCACAGAGCGAACAGCCGGGAAACGACAGCAACACCCCCAACCUCACAGCCAACACAGUAACGCAGGCAGAAGAGGCUGCACAGACGGAGGUUUCCCAGCUUCACCUGCAAUCCAGCGACUCGUCGGAGAAGCAGCAGCCCAAGAGGUUACACGUCUCCAACAUCCCGUUCCGUUUCCGAGAUCCUGACCUCCGGCAAAUGUUCGGGCAAUUUGGCAAGAUUUUGGACGUGGAGAUUAUUUUUAACGAACGAGGCUCCAAGGGCUUUGGGUUUGUAACAUUUGAAACGAGUGCAGAUGCUGACCGUGCGCGGGAGAAACUAAAUGGUACAAUCGUAGAGGGACGCAAAAUAGAGGUCAACAAUGCCACAGCCAGGGUAAUGACCAACAAAAAAGUGGCAAACCCUUAUACAAACGGCUGGAAGCUGAAUCCAGUGGUCGGAGCGAUGUACGGUCCUGAGUUCUAUGCAGUGACAGGGUUCCCGUACCCCAGCACAGGAGCAGCUGUGGCCUACAGAGGUGCCCAUUUGAGAGGGAGGGGUCGCGCCGUCUACAACACGUUCCGUGCUGCACCCCCUCCUCCACCCAUCCCUGCCUAUGGAGCUGUGGUCUACCAGGAUGGCUUUUAUGGUGCAGAAAUAUAUGGCGGGUAUGCAGCGUACAGAUAUGCCCAGCCAGCUGGUACUGCUGCAGCUGCGUACAGUGACAGUUAUGGCAGAGUCUAUGCAACAGCAGACCCAUAUCACCAUGCGAUUGGUCCUGCUGCUACCUACAGUGUGGGGACUAUGGCUAGCCUUUACAGAGGAGGGUGCAGUCGCUUCACUCCCUACUAGAAAGAGAGAGACACGCCCCAUUUGCUCUCCCGCAAAACAGACACUCAAAAAACAGCAACAAAUGAAAUGCCUAAAUGAUCAUCUUCACUCUCUUCAUGGAAAAAAAAAAAUGCUUCCAGGUGACAAAUGGGACCAUGAACUGCAAAUCACUCUCAAGUUGCUUCCCUAUGUUCAGAGUGUCUCAUUGUCAUUUAUUGAUGUAAUGUAUCUUUUUUUUUUAAAGAAGAUUUUGUUACCCUUUUGUUUUGACUUGAAUGUAUUUGCAUUGACAUGUCUGUAUAGUGUUAAUAGACAACAACUGUCAAUGUAGACAAACUGUAGUCUCGCUCCUUCUCACUCUUUGGACCACAACUCUCUUAGGGGUGGCUUUUUGUGCUUCUUUUAAUUCCAUCCUAUUUCCCUACCUUCAUUGUUUCAAUAACUCCUUUUCCCCAUAUAGGUUGCCUGCUCAGAGCUUUAUUGUGAACCCGGAAGUGUUGAGUACCUCUACAUUUUAUGUUAGAAAUGUAAAGUACAGUUCCCCAGCACGUAGAAACUGCCGAAUGCUAACAUGUAUAUGUUAAACAAUUUGCACAAUUGGCAUAAGUUGCCUUAAUUAGCAUUAAUUAGCAUUAUAGCCAAUGUGUUAAAUGGCUAUAGUUAAAAAUGGCUUGGCCGAUUUGGAACAUUUUUGAGGGGUUACUGAGGAUGCUUAAAGCAAUUUUGACAUUUUAAGAAUCAACAUUGGCGGUUUUAACCAUAAAGUGGCCAUAUUUGUACUGAUGAUGGACUGAUUUUGAUACAUUUUGGGUCGAUUUGAAAGUUUUAGGGGAUCAUUUGGAUUGGACAGAUUGCUUAUCUACAGUAUUUAAAAAUAAAUUGUCAACAGUAGAGGUAAUCAAUUUCAUUUUGAGCUCUUUAUAUCCAAUGGUCGCAACACUAAUGGUAGUCAAAAUCAGCCUGAUAAUGGAAGAAAUGGAUUCAGCAUCCUCACUAACCCCCAAAACCACUCCGAAAUUGUCCAAAUCUGCCAAGCCAUUUUGUAACUAUUGUCCAUGUGGGCUAUAACGCUAAUUAAUGCUAGUUAACUCAACGUAUGCUACUUGUGCAAAUUGCUCAACAUUAUGCAUGUUGUCAUCCGGCAGUUUCAAUGUGCUGGGGACCCGUACUGUACAUUUCUAACAUAAAACAUUGGCCUACUCAACAUUUCUGGGUUCACAGUGAUGGCAACUAGAAUUAUAUACAUUAAAAUGUUCAGCAAUUCCAGUUUGGACAGCACAUGGCACAUUGGAUUAAUUAAAUAAAUGAUACAGCCAUUCCACCCCUUAGAGAACUGGCUCAAUUCUAAGUGAGCCAAUAGAGCUGAUUUUCAGCCUGACCCAAUGGGACUCACACCUAAUGGUGAAACUGCUACCAGGAAGUGAUGCAUUUUAUAACCUAGAAGGUGAGAGGAGGAGCGUGAUGUAUUACCGAAUCUGAAUGCAUGAGGAAGUGAUGUAUAGCAGGGUGUGAUGCAAGAGCUAUGGCAGCCAUUGUCAGAAUAGGCAGCCGUGUGAGCCCAUUGAUCGUUGGCAUAGUGCCAGAGGCAGGAGGUAUCCCAUUACUGCUGAAAAGCUUUAUAGGAGAAAACAACAUUCUUUUCUCACUCUCAUCACGUCCAGCACAUACCAAGCAAUAAUCCUAUAUUUGAUCUAUACCCAUAUAUGGAGGAAUACUGAUACAUAGUUUUGACUCCAUAGUGAACAGAUGGAAGACUAUGAGAAUUUAGUUUUAAAAAGACAUCUCAUGAUCAUUGGUGUGCAGAACAAUAUAAAGUAUACUAAAGGAUGUCGCGAACACGUUUACCAGGCUAACUUGUUAGCCAUAACAAUUGUCUACACAAACACCCACAAAACAGAGAUACACAAUAUUAUUAAUUUGUCAUUUGUGUCCACCUCGUGAAAAAAGUCAGACUUUCCCACUCCUUUUAGCUCUGGUUUGGUCUACAAUAGGCUGGUGACUGAAUUGCAUUUAGUUUCACCCUAUUUUUCCAGUUAGCUACUUUCUUGGCAUCAAAUUUCAAAUCAAAUUUCUUGGCAUAGCUAAUAAUAACUUUUGAACCCAGUGAUAUCUAACGUUAGCGAACAUCUAAACGUGUCACCCUAAUUCAAAUUAAAACAAUUUGAUUCUUGCAAUUCAAUCAAUUUGACCGAUUCAAUUCAGCAGAUUCUGAUUCAGAUACAAUACGUUUUACCAUUUUACUAUUACUAUCACCUUCUAUAUGUUUACCAGAUCAUGAAAUACCUCUGAAAACUAAACACAUGUUGAGUAUGAAACAGAUACAUCUUCAUUGUCUACUGUUCGAUUAGAGGCAAAAGUUAAAGGGAAAAUAAGUUAUCGGGCGUCUAUCGAUAUAAGUUUUCUUUUUAUAUAAAUAUUAAGUAAGCUUUACACAUUUCUUUGGAUUUGUUUAUUGUUAGCAUUGACAGUGGAUUACUGUAGGAGCUUCACUGGAGGUUAUUGUUUUGGUAUAGAUUGGCUGAAAUGGAGACAGGUGUAGAUCCAGGGAGGAAACCGUGCUGUGUCUCCGUAUCGAUUCCUCUCUGUCUCAGUCAUCUGUCUUUGCUCUGAGGAAACAGACUUGUGAUGUUCUCCUUCACCCACACAUUCAGGCCAUCACUUUGGGUGUAAAGAAAAACAAGGAUAUAUAGAUCCCAAAAUGCAAGCAAUACAAAAUAUUACAAGCACCACAUAUUAGAAACACACAAUAGAGCAUAAAUCAAAAUGUUUUAUAUAGUUUCAGCUACAGUCUGGAAUAGUCGCACGUCACUAAAAACCAAACUGGUUUAAACUAGUAUGUAGGAGUACUAGUUCAUUGUUUUAGUAAUUUCAGUACAAUCUUAGAAAUAGAAUACAACAACAUUUCCUGCUGUUGGCACAAAGACAAAUCGCUAAUGACAGGGAUUUUAAGAAUUACAAAGUAAGAUAACAAAGGGGGAAAAGGAUGAGAAGCCCAGUGUUGGAAGUGUAACAUAAGACAAUGUAAAAAUUAAAUAAGUAGCUUGAUAAACACCAAAAAACGCCAAUUUCUUGACCAACUGAACAAAUAGAUAUUGAGUUAUGGAUGUUCUGCACUUGGGGCUUGCUUUUUAAUCAUUAAAACAAAUUAGAAUUCCAUUAAUGUACAAUGACCUUUAACCCUGUAUCAUGCAUUGAACACAAGUACAGGGUUCAUCUGAAUUAGUUAAAUGUGUCCAAAUUCAUGCAAGAGGAAAUGAUCUUGUAUUGAAAUUCACAGCUUGCAUGUUUCAAAUGUAAUAGGACAGGCCCCAGAGCAGCCCGAGACAAAGUGAUGUUAAUUCAUUUAAAUAAUUUCAAAGAUAUGUAAACGGAAGUCUGCUUAACAACCUAUUAUGUCGUGCCACAAUUAACCAGAAAGUCCUACGUUUACCUUUAAAAGCAUGAAACAUACACGUAAACCAACAUUGUGGUAUCAUUAGAUAACUAUCAGCAAUGUCAUUUUUACAUCACUCACCAAAGUGUUACUGUUAAUGGCAAAUAAGACAAAGUUUAGAAAAGAAUACAUGCAUUGGUUUUGUCAUGUAUCCACUUCAGGAAUUGACACAUGAACACAUAUGCUAGUCCACAGGGAUACAGCUCCUUCAAUUUACUGAGAGGAAAUGUGGGUAUGAAUCAUUAACUUGAAGCUGAUAUCAGUCGGAUAUAUUAGCAAACGAAUGGUCUGGUCCCAACAUGCACUGCCUGAAAUGCUGAGGAGACAUAUGCUAAGAGCAACCCUCCCUUAUUCGCCCAAGCAUUCAGCUACCCACCAAUCUCACUCACUCUCACACAGCUACACACACACACACACACACACACACACACACACACACACACACACACACACACACACACACACACACACACACACACACACACACACACACACACACACACACACACACACCACACACUUCCCCACCAGUAAGUAGCAUCUGGGCCUGCUGUGUCUGAUGGGAUCGUAAAGAGGGGAGUCAGUAGCGCAGGAAGAAAGAGAAGAAGCAACCGAGGCAAUUUACCCCGCAGAUUAGAGAUAAGAGAGUUCAGUCAAUAAGCACUGAUCUCAUUUGAAGAUAUACCAGUCUGACUAGACUCUCUCUCUCUCACACACUCUCACACACACACACACACACACACACACACACACACACACACACACACA
This is a messenger RNA of Gymnodraco acuticeps, 5350 nucleotides long. RefSeq names its product RNA binding fox-1 homolog 3a (gene rbfox3a). Gene Ontology annotation, biological process: regulation of alternative mRNA splicing, via spliceosome; nervous system development. NCBI's taxonomy places the organism in Eukaryota, Metazoa, Chordata, Actinopteri, Perciformes, Bathydraconidae. Gene Ontology annotation, cellular component: cytoplasm; nucleus. The transcript is spliced from 14 exons. The coding region runs from base 175 to 1170 and encodes 331 amino acids. The record is from RefSeq and is a predicted model, not a curated record. Gene Ontology annotation, molecular function: mRNA binding.